Molecule: messenger RNA, 315 nt
Organism: Cetraspora pellucida
Lineage: Eukaryota; Fungi; Glomeromycota; Glomeromycetes; Diversisporales; Gigasporaceae
Source: the annotation of a GenBank genome assembly
GUAGUUCUGCUAACAAAGAAGAAAACCCAUACUUGCAAGAUGAUGCAUCUAUCACAGAUGGUGUGAGCUUACAAGAAAAUAAUUUAACACAAGAUGAACAAAAGAGACCUUUGUCACCUUCAAUGGAAAUAGAUAAUGAUAAAAGAAACUCUACACCAAGUAAAGAUAAGGAUCUCUCACCUGACCCAAUAUCAACACCAUGCGAUGAACUGGCUGCACUGUAUCUUAAUGCAGAACCACAGGUAGAAAACAAAAGCACAGAAGAAACAUCACCAAUAAUGGAAGUUGACAAUGAGAAGACCCCUAUGCCAUCUC